AUGACCACGGGACACCUGGCAACGCCAUGGUACAGGCAGUACAACCACGGCACACCCAGCACCACCAUGGCACACCCAGCACAACCAUGGGACACCGGGCAGAGCCACGGCACGCCUGGCUUUAUCAGCGGGGACACCCGCUGGGGACAGCGCUUCGGCGACGCAGGGACCAUGUACGGCAACAUCGACUCCAGCCAAGCCGGGAAGGAGCAAACGUGGGUGCUGGGACCCAGCGAUGGGAAAGCCUGCAGCGACCUGUGCCCCACAGAGGAGAACCCGUACGAGCCCCUGGACCCCCCCAUUGCCGCACCAAGCCAGAACCACGCGCCCGACCCCCCAGCAUCAGGGUGCUGCUCCAAGGAGAAGCUGGUGCUGGUGGGUGCCGCGGCCCUGGGGGUCUCGGUGCUGAUGAACGUGCUCUUCCUCGCCGUCGGCUCGCGGCACAUUGCAGCCCUGACGGCGGCGCUGGAGGCGGAGAAGGUGAAGGAGCUGCCGGACGUGGGUGCGUGUCCACGCCGCGUGUCCCUCCCCUCCCUCUCCACGGUGACACCCACAGACGUGUCCCCAAUCUCCGCGUGUCCCCCCCCGCCCCGGUUCACCGGGAACCUCUCCGCAGCCUCCCGGUCCUUCCUGCUGUACAACGAACACCACGGCAAAUGCGUGGAGGUCAGCGGGAAACAGCUGACGGCGACGGCGUGCCGGCCCGAAGCCGCGGCACAACGGUUCCAGUGGUUACCCGGGAGUCGGCUACGGGGCUGGGAGAGCCAGCACUGCGUUACGGCAACCCGCGGGCAAAACCUGGCCCUCGUCAGGCUGGAGCCGUGCCGGGACAACGGCACGCUGCAGCGCUGGGAGUGCCGCGACGGUGGGCUGUUGGCGCUCGCCGGCUACGAUCUCUACUUUAAUUACGGCAACAACUAUCAGCAGACGGUGAUGCUCUACACCGGAGACCGCCAGUGGAGCCGCUGGGUCAUCCACGGGAGCAAGGAUGACGUCUGUUCCCGCUCCUGCUGUCCCGUUUGCUCCAAAGGCUGGACCUAUUUUAGGAACUCCUGCUAUUUCUACUCCAAGACAGCGAGUUCCUGGGAGAACGCCCAGCGUUUCUGCUCCAUCCUGGGCUCGCAGCUCCUGGAGGUGGACGGCCCCGAGGAGAAGAAUCACAUCCAGACCAUGCUCCAAAGCUCCUCCUGGCUCGGCAUCAGGGAUGUGGAAGUCGAGGGCACCUGGAAGCGGGCGAACGGGACUAUCGUGACCCGGGAAAGCAGCUCGUGGCACAGGAACGAGCCCAACGGUGGGGACCAGGAGAACUGCGCGGUGGUGAGGGAGGACGGCGAGUGGUACGACUACCCCUGCAAGAGUCAGCUCCCCUGGGUGUGCGAGCGACACCCCUGA
Nipponia nippon (crested ibis) is the source of this 1392-nucleotide messenger RNA. Lineage: Eukaryota; Metazoa; Chordata; Aves; Pelecaniformes; Threskiornithidae. The record is from RefSeq and is a predicted model, not a curated record.